Plasmodium cynomolgi strain B is the source of this 1101-nucleotide messenger RNA. RefSeq names its product VIR-like CYIR protein. The transcript has 2 exons. Lineage: Eukaryota; Apicomplexa; Aconoidasida; Haemosporida; Plasmodiidae. Bases 1 to 1101 code for a protein of 366 amino acids. The record is from RefSeq and is a predicted model, not a curated record.
AUGUACGAGGAUAUAAUGAUAAUGAUCGAGAACUUUGUCCCAUUUUUUUUGGUUUUUUGGAAAAUAUUAAUCGUGGCGGUAAAGAUAUAUUUACAAAUCAUGAAAUUUGGUUCUUUUUUUAUCGAGUGGUCAUAUCAAAAGCAGACAGAUCCGAAUGUAUUUACUAAUUGGAAUUUGGAUAAAUUUGUUAGUUUAAUUGAAAGUUUAAUUAAAGCGAAUGUUCAACCAAUCCUUAAUGAUGCAGAAGUUUUAAACAAGGAUAAUGUAAAAUUAAGAAACGUAAUGAAAUUGUAUUAUUUUUGGGAAAAUCUUGGAGAUAUUACAGCACGAUUUAAUGCGAAUCAUGAUGAAUCCUAUGUACCCUAUUGCCAUUUCAUCAACGAUUGUCUUGAUAUAUUUAAUGUUUACUACCCGGAAGUUUGUUCUGCUCAUUGGCCAGAAGAAACUAAACCUAAGAACAUAUGUAAAUUAUUCGAAGAUAUCAAAGAUGGAUAUAAGAAUCGGUUGUACCCAUAUAUUGAACGUAGGAAGGCUCUUAUUAAAGGUUAUGGAGAUGGUAUCUUCGAAUAUAGACUCCAGUGCAAGUUUAAUCAAAGGGAGUAUGGUAGUCGACCCAUUGAGAGUUUCUUCGCUCAACCCAAUUCAGGAUUUUUAACAGGGUUUAACAAGUUAAUUGUAAGCUCCUUUUCUAUGUUAGGAGUGCUUAUGUUUUUCUUCCUUUUGUAUAAGUUAACCCCAAUUAACAGAUUGUUCGGUUCCAAGGAGGCAGAAAGGACACGAAGAUGGAGGAGCUCGGUAUAUCAACGCACAGGAGAAUACACAGAUUACUAUGGAGAUCAAUUAGACAGUGUAUUCGGAACUGAGUACGGAAGUGAAAGCGGAACUAAUUUUGGAAGUGAAAGCGUAUCUAAUUUCGGAACUGAAACCGGAACUAAUUUCGGAAGUGAAAGCGUAUCUGAUUUCGGAACUGAAACCGGAACUAAUUUCGGAAGUGAAAGUGUAUCUGAUUUCGGAACCGAAAGAGGAUCAUCAUAUGGAAGACGACAGGGAUCUUCUUAUGGAGGAUAUUACGGGGAUGAUAACUCCUCGUACAUGUCUUAG